UAACGAGGCUUCCUCUGCACCACGUGGUAGAAAACGGCGCUGACGGGUUCACACCUGUCACGGAGCAUUGGCAACAAAGACUGAUCCAGCAGGGCGCUGCGCCGCGCGGCAGCGAACCGGGCUCACGAAACCCCAAAAGACAAACAUUUAUUUAUAUUUAAUUUUAAUUAGUAGCCUCUGCUGCACUCACGAGGCUUGCGCUGCAAGAGAAGGAUUGUGUGCGCGAAGCCUGGUGUUGGACUUCCACAUUUCGGGCCGAGCCGAGCCGAGCAGCUCGUCAUACUUUCGCUCGGAUAUCAAAUAGUAUCCGAUAUCUGAAGGGUCGAGAAGGAGAAUAUCAGGCCUUUACCAGUGUUUUAAUAAUUGUAUAUUCCCUGCUGGAGACGGUCGGAGAGUUAAAGAGGUCGCCGUCAACAAUCCUCUGUGUUCAAUGUUCCGUUAAAAAACAGGAUAAUUAUGUGGGUCAGUCCCGAAGAUGUUUUACUGGCUGGCGCAUUAUGGAUCACCGAGAGAGCGAAUCCAUAUUUCAUCCUCCAGAAACGGAAGGGCCACGGGGAUGGAGGCGGAGGACUGGCGGGCUUGCUGGUUGGAACCCUGGAUGUGGUCUUGGACUCCAGCGCUCGGAUGGCCCCAUAUCGGAUCCUGUACCUGACUCCCGACUCUUUAGUUUAUUGGAUCAUUGCUCAUGGAACCUCCCGUAAAGAGAUCACCGAGCACUGGGAGUGGCUGGAACAUAACCUGCUGCAGACUCUCUCCAUCUUUGAGAAUGAGAAUGAUAUUACCACCUUUGUCAAAGGAAAAGUCCAGGGCAUCAUUGCGGAGUAUAACAAGAACCACGACGUCAGAGAGGACGACGACACGGACAAGUUCAAGGAGGCCAGCUCCAAGUUCCGUAAGCUGUUUGGAAUGCCGGAGGAGGAAAAGCUGGUUAACUAUUACUCCUGCAGCUUCUGGAAGGGCAAGGUGCCCCGACAGGGAUGGCUCUACCUCAGCAUCAACCACCUCUGCUUCUACUCCUACUUACUCGGAAAAGAAGCCAAAUUGGUGGUGCGUUGGGCAGAUAUCACCCAGCUGGAGAAAAGCGCUACCCUCCUGCUGCCCAACGCAAUCAAGGUGAGCACUCGCAUCCACGAGCACGUCUUCUCCGUCUUCCUCAACAUCAUCGAGACCUUCAAGCUGGCGGAGCAGCUGGCCAACAUCGCCAUGCGUCAACUCCUGGACAACAAAGGCUUCGAGCAGGACCGCUCGCUGCCCAAGCUCAAGAAGAAGUCGCCCAAGAAGGUGUCGGCGCUCAAGAGGGAUUUGGAUGCGAGAGCGAAGAGCGAGUGUUACCGGGCGCUCUUCCGUCUGCCCAAAGAUGAAAAGCUGGACGGGCACACAGACUGCACCCUGUGGACGCCCUUCAACAAGAUGCACAUCCUGGGACAGAUGUUUGUUUCCACCAACUACAUCUGCUUCACCAGCAAGGAAGAGACGCUGUGCAGCCUCAUUAUCCCGCUACGAGAGGUGACCAUCGUGGAGAAGGCAGACAGUUCCAACGUGCUGCCCAGCCCGCUCUCCAUCAGUACCAAGAAUCGGAUGACAUUUCUGUUCGCUAACCUGAAGGACCGAGACUUCCUGGUCCAGAGGAUUUCUGACUUCCUGCAGCAGACCACCUCUAAGAUCUACCUGGAGAGGGAGCUUACUGGCAGCCUAAACAGCUCAGACGACGAGGUUUACUCCCAGUCUGGAUCUCUGCUCUCCAGUAGCCCCCAGCACAGUUCGAGCUCGGAAGGCGAGCGUACAUUCAACCUGAACGACCGCAGCGUUCCCACAGCCACACAAGCCCUCAUGACCAUGUACCGGCGCCGCUCUCCUGAGGAGUUCAAUCCCAAGCUGGCGAAAGAGUUCCUGAAGGAGCAAACAUGGAAGAACCACUUUACAGAGUACGGACAGGGAGUGUGUAUGUACCGCACGGAGAAGACAAAGGAGCUGGUCCUCAAGGGGAUUCCUGAGAGCAUGCGAGGAGAUCUCUGGCUUCUCUUCUCUGGGGCGAUCAACGAGAUGGCCACCCACCCCGGGUACUACGAAGACCUGGUGGAAAAGUCGAUGGGCAAAUACAACCUGGCAACCGAGGAGAUCGAGCGGGACCUGCACCGCUCCCUGCCCGAGCACCCCGCCUUCCAGAACGAGAUGGGCAUCGCCGCCCUGCGCAGGGUCCUCACCGCCUACGCAUUCAGAAACCCCAACAUCGGAUACUGCCAGGCUAUGAAUAUUGUGACAUCUGUGUUGCUGCUCUACGCUAAAGAAGAGGAGGCUUUCUGGCUGCUUGUGGCACUCUGCGAGAGGAUGCUGCCCGACUACUACAACACUAGGGUUGUCGGGGCCCUCGUCGAUCAGGGGGUGUUCGAGGAGCUCGCCCGCGAGUACGUUCCCCAGCUGUACGACUGCAUGCAGGACCUCAGGGUCAUCUCCACCAUCUCCCUCUCCUGGUUCCUCACCCUCUUCCUGUCCGUCAUGCCCUUCGAGAGCGCGGUUGUGGUGGUGGACUGCUUCUUCUACGACGGCGUCAAGGUCAUCUUCCAGCUGGCGCUCUCCGUGCUGCACGCCAACAUCCACCAGCUGCUGGGCUGCAAGGACGACGGAGAGGCCAUGACGGUACUGGGCAGAUACUUGGACAGUGUCACCAAUAAGGACAGCACCCUCCCGCCCAUCCCCCACCUGCACUCGUUACUGACAGACAACGGAGAACCGCAUCCAGACGUCGACAUCUUUAAACUAGUCCGCAGCUCCUACGAGAUUUUCGGUUCAAUCCGUGCGGAUGUGAUUGAACAGAUGCGUUUCAAACAGAGACUGAGGGUCAUCCAAACCAUUGAAGAUACAACUAAACGCAACGUGGUCAGGACUAUUGUAACAGAGACUGCCUUCAGCAUUGACGAGCUGGAGGAGCUUUAUGUGCUCUUCAAGGCGGAGCACCUGACCAGCUGUUACUGGGGCGGCAGCAGCAACCCCACGGAGCGCCACGACCCCAGCCUGCCCUACCUGGAGCAGUACCGCAUCGACGUGGAGCAGUUCAGAGGCCUGUUCAACCUGCUGUUCCCCUGGGCCACCGGGGCCUACUCGGACCCCCUGGCUUUGCGCUUCUUCUGUCUCCUUGACUAUAACGGAGAUGCCCUCAUCAAUUUUCGGGAGUUCAUCAAUGGCCUGGGUGUCCUGUAUCACGGUGACCUCAUUGAGAAGCUGAAGCUGCUCUACAAGAUGCAUGUCAUACCUGAAAUCACUCGUGAACCAGAAGAGCCGGACUCGGCCUUCGAGGCCACGCGGUACUUCUUUGAAGACAUCACUCCAGAAACAUCCAUCGGUCACAAUUCAAAGUGCAGAAGCGAGCAGGAUGAUGGCUUUGUCAGAGUCACAUUUAAGACUGAAAAAGUGAAGAAACUGAAUACUCCUGAAUAUCGGCAUUACUUGAAACUGUGGAACCAGGAGACGAAACCUGAACUAGAAAACACAAAAAACCUCCCCAAGCUGAAUCAGAGCCAGUUCAUCGAGCUUUGUAAGACCCUCUACAGCAUGUUCAGCGAGGAUGUAGCAGAACAGGAGCUCUAUCACGCCACGGCGACGGUCACCAGUCUGCUGCUGGAAAUGGGAGAAGUGGGGAAGCUCUUCUCCUCCUCUGGCCGGAAGGAUGACGGCACGGAGGGUCAGUCAGAGCCGAGCAUGUGGACGCGAGACGCCAUCGACCCCGACCCCAGCCGGGAGGCCGUGCUCGACGGUCCCGCUGACGGCUUGGCCCCCGCAGGUCUGGAGAGCCAGCCGAGCGGAGGGAGCGAGCGGCCGCCGCCGAUGCAAGACGUCAAGCUGGAGGACUCGUCUCCCAAAGACGCGGGCGCCUCAUCCGCCAUGCUCAUCUCGGAUGACGAAACCAAAGACGACACGUCGAUGUCCUCUUACUCCGUGCUCAGCGCCGGCUCUCAUGAGCUGGACGAGAAGCUGCAGUGCGAGGACAUCGCCGACGACACGGUGCUGGUGCGCAGCUGCUCCGGCGGCGGAGGAAGACGACGACGACGAAGAAGCGGCGGCCGAGGGCUGCCUCGCAGCACGAGCGUCGAUAACGAUUGGGCCAUCACGUAUGAGCAGUUCCUGGCCUCCGUGCUCACCGAGCAGGCCCUGGUGCGUUAUUUCGAGAAGCCGGUGGAGGUGGCGGCUCGAAUAACCAACGCCAAGAACGUGCGUAAAGUCGGGCGCGCCCUUCUCUCGACGAGUGACUAUGAGAUCUCGCUAUCUGGCUGAGGUUUCACCCGCGGGAUUUUUUGAAAAAGGGAAACGGGGUCAUCAGUCGUGUGUUUUAGAGGUCAAUGAAGGUCAAUGAAUGUGACCCAAAAAGACUGCUGUUUGCGAUGAUGUGAAAGACUUUUAUGAAAACAAUCACUAGAUUCUGUUCUGAGACGGAACAGGAAAUGAAUAUUAAGGUUUGCUCGGAGGAAACCAGUGUGUACAUGUCGUAGCUGUACUUUAUGCAUAGAUGUUAAUAUUGUAAUCUCUAGCACUCUUAGGCUAUGUAGAUGUAAAUGUACACAAACGGCACGGUUCUAAACUGGUAUUAAGUCUACGUGCGAUCACCGAACAUUAUAUCUGGCCAAGUUAUCGCUUGCUUACUUCAUGAUUCCAUUUGCUGUCGAUAACAAAAAGUUUAGUUUCCCUUGGAAUGACAAUAUGGACAAAGACAAAACGAAGCUGGGGAAAUUCAAGAAUGUUCUGUUUUUAAAGCAAUGUGCCACUUUAGUUAUUGAGUGAAACUCUUUUUAACAGAUUUAAUGUGUCCUAAGACAUGAUUACACUAAAAAUGCUGUUGAAUGAAAAGCCUGCACUUUCUAUACGUUUACAUAAUGUGAUCCACUAUGAUGUUAUGGUCUUAUUUUUAACCUUUUUAUCUUUUUUGCAUUUUGAUGUUGCUGUCUGAAACUUGUUUUUAUGUGAUUUUAUUUUUUUAUUUAAAAUGUACCAGGUAUGUCCACUCUGGAUUCCACUGCAUUGUGUGUCACUUAAUUAAAUUAAAUUACAGUAUGAUUGA
This is a messenger RNA of Pseudoliparis swirei, 5050 nucleotides long. RefSeq names its product TBC1 domain family, member 9 (with GRAM domain) (gene tbc1d9). The transcript is spliced from 21 exons. The coding region runs from base 457 to 4269 and encodes 1270 amino acids. The record is from RefSeq and is a predicted model, not a curated record. NCBI's taxonomy places the organism in Eukaryota, Metazoa, Chordata, Actinopteri, Perciformes, Liparidae.